Messenger RNA from Molossus molossus (Pallas's mastiff bat), 8536 nucleotides. It is a transcript of the gene AKAP11, whose product is annotated as A-kinase anchoring protein 11. Gene Ontology annotation, molecular function: protein kinase A binding. Bases 815 to 6526 code for a protein of 1903 amino acids. Gene Ontology annotation, cellular component: cytoplasm. The record is from RefSeq and is a predicted model, not a curated record. NCBI's taxonomy places the organism in Eukaryota, Metazoa, Chordata, Mammalia, Chiroptera, Molossidae. The transcript is spliced from 12 exons. Gene Ontology annotation, biological process: intracellular protein localization.
AGAUUAGAACUUGGCAGGAUAAAAGGAGAAAAGUUAACAUUUUUGGAUUAAUCUGAGAAUGUUUCAUGGGAAGAAAUAAAUGAUGUAGUGGCCCGAUACAGAGAGGAUGUUUACUUGAGGAAAAAUGAGGUAUAAAGAGUUUGGGUUUUGGAAUCUGGCAGAUCUGUUAAUAUUGCUGAGCCUCUUUUUUCUUGUCCUGAAAAGAGUUAACAUACCUCAAAAAGUUAUUGUGAAGCACAUAGUAGUGGCCUACUUAUGUUUUUUUCUCUGACGUCUUUUAAUGGCUUGAGGAUUAUUUGGUUUCGAGGAACAAAACCCCAUUUGAAUUAACUUACUUAAAAAAGGUGUUUGUCAGACAAUUGGAGGACUGCCUCUGAAGUCUAUUGCAUGCGGUCCACUUCAGCUCAGUGUCCUGGGAACCAGCAAAUCUUCAGGGGGUUAGUCUUCCAGUUUUCCUCUGGGAAACAUGGUCUUAUGUCUCUGCUACUCUGUUAUGUCUGUUCCAGUUUUUUUCAGAUUGUCCCUCUCUUUAAAGCUUUUGGUUUCUGCUUCCUCAUAACUUUAGUCUGCAUGAAACUUUGAUUUGUCAUGGGGCCAACACCAGAUUCACUUUGAUAUUGCAGUAUGGUUCUCAACAAAUACCUCUGUGUCUUAAUUCUGAAUUUCUGAAGAGAGAAUUCGAUUGGUUAGGUACCCACUUCCAGUCCAGUUGGCUGAGGUUGAGAGAAGAUGGGAACGGGAAAAUGGAUGGAGAGGAGACUUAGGUGUUUUAUAGAUUAACUCUUCAUUCAUCACAUGCAACGGCAAUAUAGCUAUGGCGACCUUCCAGACUCUUAGAAACAGCCGCAUGAAGACUAAAGCCUCUGUCAAGAAAAGCUUCAGUGAAGAUGUGUUCCAGUCUGUAAAGUCUUUAUUACAGAGUGAGAAGAAAUUGUGCAGUAUAUCAGCAGAGGACUGUUUAAAGCAGGAUGAACAUGCCAGUUUGACUGAGGUCACAUUUUUAGGUUUUAAUGAAGAAACAGAUGCUGCUCAUAUACAGGAUUUAGCUGCAGUGUCUUUGGAACUUCCAGAUCUUCUGAAUUCACUACACUUCUGUAGUCUAAGUGAAAAUGAAAUUAUUUGUAUGAAGGAUAUAAAUAAAUCACCAGAUAUAAACAGUGGUCCUGUAAAUCAGAGUCAUCAUUCUGGAAUGCUUUGUGUCAUGAGAGUAUCACCACCUACAUUACCAAGACUCAGAAUUGAUUUUAUCUUUAGUCUUCUAAGUAAAUAUGCUACUGGUAUAAGAUACAGCCUGGAUACAUACUUGCAUCAGAAGCACCAACUUGAGACCACUAAUGAAGAUGAUGACGAUACUAACCAGUCAGUGUCAUCUAUAGAGGAUGACUUUGUCACUGCAUUUGAGCACUUAGAGGAAGAAGAGACCUCAAAGCCAUAUAAUGAUGGAGUAAACAUCAGUGCACUAAAGAGUCAGUGUGAUGCUGCUUCACAAACUACUUCUGGUCACCAGUUAGAAACCCAUGACUUAAGAGUUCUGAUUAGCACUGGGCAGCAGAAGCCAUUGGCUAAACCUUCAAGUUCCUUAAUAAACUUACUGGGACAUAAACAACAACCUGUGAAAAGUUCAGUUACAACAUCAAUUUCUGAGCCUUGGAUCCAAAGGAGUUUCUAUAGGUCAUCUACUGCUUCAGAUAAAGUUAGUGAUGCACAGAAAAUGAUUUUUUCUUCUUCUCCUGCCUAUUCAUCUGAAUCAGAAUGUUCAAGUCCAAGUCCUGUUAUUUUCUUAGAUGAAGAAGGAUAUCAAAAAAGUCUAAAAGCAAAACUUGAGCUACCCAAAAUUCCUGUAAUGAAAGAUGAUAUAGAGGAUUCAGACUCGGAAGUAAGUGAAUUUUUUGAUAGUUUUGAUCAAUUUGAUGAACUAGAACAAACUUUAGAGACUUCCUGUCCAUUUCUAAAAGAUCCUGUCAUAGGGAAACCAUCGCAAAAGAAAGGGCGCAGAUAUGACAAAUCUAGUUCUGUAACCACUACUAUGAAUCCUCAAAAAUUCAAGUUUGAUCGUCCAGCUCUCCCAGCUAAUGUUAGAAAGCCAACACCUCGUAAACCAGAAUCCCCUUACAGCAACCUGGGUGAUGCUCCAGAUUCUCCUCGCCCAGUGAAGGCAUCUGGGGAAGAUAGUGGCUUGUUUAGCCCCAUCCGAUCCUCUGCUUUUAGUCCUCUUGGAGGCUGUACACCUGCUGAAUGUUUUUGCCAAACAGAUACUGGUGGAGAUAGGAUGCCUGAAAAUUAUGAUUCUAUUUAUUACACCUAUGAAGAUUAUGCGAAUAGCAUUUCAUGUGAAGUACUGGGCUCGGUUCUCCAUACCCAGCAUACUAAUGAAACAUCAAACAUUAAUAGUGUUAACAAAGGAGAAAAUAAAACCAUAGCUCUUAAGAGUGGAAGCCUUGAUCAAAAAAGCAAAAAUAAAUCCUUAAUGAUUAGAGAUAGCAUUCAAAAAUUUGCAGCAGAUCUUGUGGAAAAAAGUUUUGGCAGUGCAUUUAAAGAUUUACAGAAAGGAGUCUCUUCAUGUACCAAUGCAUUGUGCCAUUUAGCCGUCAAAUUGACAUCAUCCGUUUUUCAGAUGGCAUUUAAUGAAUUGAGAAGGCAGCAUGCUUUUUUACUGAAAGAGCGUGCCAUUAGUGGUCUGGCUAAUUUCUUGGUGAGCGAAGCUAUAUCAAAUGCUUUAAAAGAUUUACAGUAUGUAAAGAAGCAGAUAUUUACAAACAUAGUUGCUGGGUUUGCUGCAGAUCUUGCUGAAGAGCUUGUUUUUGAAGGAAUCAUGGAAGUUUGCCAAUUUUCAUAUCCUCCAACACCUUCAUCUCCACAGUGUUGGUCAUUUGACUAUGAAGACAAAGUAGUGAAAUCAUAUGCAGAAGAUUUGUCUGAAUCUGUAAUACAGGAAGCAUUUAUUGAGCUAUCACAAGUUGAUGUGACCUUUACAACAAAGGCAGCAGUUAGUGUUUCUACAGAUAACAUAAAGUAUGUGAGUGCAGAAAAUACAUAUCCCCCUACUUUGAACAAUCAAGCAAUUAUGGUGACAAAACCAAUGCAGGAAUAUAAAAAAGAAUACACUGUACAACAGGCCUUGUUUUGCACUUCUGGAAUUGUUACUUCUAUCCCAGUGCCCCUGGCAGGAAGUGCCCUUCUCCCAUAUCACUUUUCAUCUAAUAUAUGUCAGGCAAAGUCUCAUCUGUCAUCUGGUGCUAGUAAUUCGAAUGGUGAUUCUACUGAAGCAGGUGUUUCCACAAAAAAUGAAGACGAAGUAGCUUGUCUCAGAAAUAUUUGUUUACCUUCAGAACACAAUCUGGGUAACCAGAAUGAUUCUAAACCAACUAAUGAAGAUGUUGAAAUGCAAAGUUCUUCAAGAUUAACAAGUGAUCCUGUGAUUAUUAGCAACUUUUCUGCAGCAAUGGUGCAUUCGAUAGUAAAUGAAACUUUAGAGUCAGUGACAUCAUUCAAAGUUACAAAAAUAGUUGAUGAACACACAGAUUGUUUAACUAAAACAGUAAAGGAAAGAACCCCUCCUUUCCACUGUGAUCAAGUGACACUGCAACAGAGUGAAGCUAGCAAUAAGCACAUGUUUGUUGAUCGAUUAUCUAAAUCUAUUAUUAAACAUUCCAUAGAUAAAAGCAAAUCAGUGAUCCCAAAUGUGGAUAAAAAUGUACACAGGGAAGGCUUGUCUAUUCCUAGAGAAGAGUCACAGUUGACUUUGGAAAAGUUCCCCAGAUUUCUUGAUGCUCAAGAGCACUUAUCUCACUGUUCGCUUUUAGUGGAAAAGGAUUGCAUUCCGGAAUGUAAAGAUUCUAUAACUCAUGGAUUUUCUUUGGAGACACUACCACGUUGUUCAACUAUGGCAGGUCAGAAACCUGAUUUGACGGAAGCUGCGAAGGACAAAUCAGUGAAAAAGUAUAAUUUGAAUAAUGCAGCUCCUGUGCCCUUGUGUUUUGGGCAAGAAAGCCCUUUUCCCAAUUCCCAUACUUUCUCUUCUGCAGUGCUUACGUGUGUAGAUGGUUUGCAUGUGGAAGAUAAACAGAAAAUCAGAGAUGGAAAUGUAAUACCUGAUACUCCUCCAUCAACUCCUCUAGUACCAUCCCAGGCCAGUUCUGAAUGGGAUAUCAAGAAGUUAACCAAAAAGCUCAAGGGGGAAUUAGCGAAAGAAUUUGCACCUGCCACACCACCUUCUACACCUCACUACUCAUCUGUUGGUUUGACCGAAAAUGAACAAAAUACUAUUGAAAAAGAAGAGUUCAUGUUGAAACUCAUGCGAUCUCUUUCAGAAGAAGUUGAAGGUAGUGAAAGUGAAGAGCACACAGAAGUGGACGUGAAGACAGAGCACUCAGAGAACAAAGUUCAGUUUGCUGAAGCAUUAGCUACACAUAUCAUUUCUCUCGCAACUGAAGUGGCAGCUUCCCAUUUAGAUAAUAAAAUAAUUCAAGAACCCAAGAUUAAAAGCCCUUGCUUCAAUGUGUGGAGUCAAAGAAGUGUAUCACCUACUUUGUUAAAUCACUCAGAUGAAAAUUUACAAACAUUAUGCCAUUUUGCAGGUGAUAUGGCAGCAGAAGUCAUUACAGAAGCUGAGAAAAUAGCAAAAGUUACAAGUUGUAUGCUUUUCAGACAAAAGAUAAACAGUUGUUAUGGUGAUGGCGACCAAGAUUAUAGAUCAGAAGAGAAGUUGAACGUAGAGACUGUAGCACAUCCAAGAGAAGUUGAUCCAUUUAUUCUUUCAUUACCACCAAGUUCCUGUAUGUCAGGGCUGACAUAUAAGUAUCCCAGCUGUGAAAGUGUGACAGAUGAAUAUGCAGGUCACAUUAUCCAAGUACUGAAACAGGAAGGUGGUAAUAGUGAGUUAAUAAUGGAUCAGUAUGCCAAUAGACUUGCUUAUCGAUCUGUCAAGUCUGGAUUGCAAGAAGCAGCUAAGACAGCCAAAAUGAAGUGCAACUCAGAAAUGCUCCUCGGGCAAAGCUCACAGGUGAAAAACAACAAUGAACUCAUCAUGUUAAAUAAAGAACAUCACCAAGAAGUAGAUAAAAAAAGACAAAGUGAAAGAAAUGGAGGUUAUCUCUGUAAAAAUCAAACUUGUGAAUGGACAUGGGAUACAUAUAGAAAUCAAUGCUCUGAACUGUAUAGUUUUUCAGCCUCUCUUGCUCACAGCAUAACCAGAGAUGUUAAAAAAGAGCUGACAGUGUCUGCGGUUGGCUUGUCAAAAUCCUCAACAGAUUCUUGCCUUUAUGAAAAAUCUGAAUGUGAUGAAGAUGCCGAGUCUCACACUGAACCAGAAUUUCCUAAGCCUCUUCAGCCUUCCCUGCAAAAUCACAGAUUCUACCACAGUACAGACAACUUAAAUGGGUAUGGUUAUGGAGAGAAGGUUGUUCAAGCUAUAGAACAGUAUGCUAAAAAAGUAGUGGAUGACACGUUAGAACUCAGUUUAGGAUCCACAGUUUUCCAAGUGUCUGAGACCACAAAAGCAGCAGAUAGGAUCACUUAUGCAGAAAAGUUGUCACCUCUUGUAAGUCAAGCUUGCAGAUAUUGUGACCAUAAAGAACUCCAUGACUGCCAUGGAAAUUCACAUCAGCACUCUUUCAGACAGGAUUCACUUGCUCAUAGUAAGCCAGAUUGUAAUUCAAAAUUUAGCAACAUAUAUCAGAAAUCUAGAAUUUUUCACCUUGAUGUACCUCAAAUUUAUGUUGAUUUUGAUAAGAAGACAGUGCUUGCUGAGAAGAUCGUUGCUGAAGCUAUUGAAAGAGCAGAGAGAGAGCUGAGCAGUACCAGUUUGGCAGCUGAUAGUGGAAUUGGACAAGAUGGUGUUAGCUUUGCUGAAAGCCUUACCACAGAAAUAAUGACGUCAGCAAUCAUGAAUGUUGAACAUGCUGUUAGCAGUCCAAAAGAAAAAGAAGACUUUCAGUCAACUGAAUCUUUUGGUAGCCAGCACAUGAAUCUCAGUAUUGGUGAAGACAGCACUGGUAGCUGGUCCAAUUUAAGUUUUGAAGAUGAACACCAGGAUGAAAGCAGCAGUUUUCAUCAUCUAAGUGAAAGUUCAGCUCUGUUCUUUUCUUCCUCUGGCAGUAAUGGUAACAGCAGUAGCUGGAGCAGUCUUGGUUUAGAAGGAGAUUUGUAUGAGGACAAUUUAUCCUUUCCAACAUCAGACAGUGAUGGGCCAGAUGAUAAAGAGGAAGAACAUGAGGAUGACGUAGAAGGUUUGGGGCAAGAUGGAAAGACUCUGCUAAUAAUGAAUAUUGACAUGGAGCCAUACACAGUAGACCCCCAGCUAAGAAUUAUUCUUCAGUGGCUCGUUGCCUCCGAGGCUGAAGUGUCAGAACUUUCUUUCUGUGACUCUGCAAAGAAGGAGUUUAUACAACUUUCAAAACGGUUACAGGAAAAAGGAUGGAAAGUGGGAACCCUCCUGCAGGCUGUGCUCGUCUACUGCGAAGUGACGGAAAAGACUCCCAGUGAGGAGUGCAGGUCGCUGUUCCACUGGCUCCUGGAAAAUGCAUGAACCAGCUCAAACCAGUCUGUGUCUAUUAUUUGUUUUAGGAGAGGAAGAAACAGACAAAGUUGCAUCGGAUAACAUUUGGCUAGUGAAUAUUAACAUUUCAAGUGAAUUGUGGGGAAACUAAAUAUAGUUUUUAAGCUCCUUGUGCCAUCACAUACUGUAUAUAGUUCAUACUUUUGUAAUCUGUCAGAUAUUAUCUUCAUUUACUCUUCUGUCCACGCGUAAUAUGCUAAGACCCUAAGAACAUGUAUUUGAAGGAAGGUCUAACCGUGAGGUUUUCAGGGACAUUGAUUGAUGUCAUUCUUUUUACAUCCAAAUUGUGCUGCUAGAAACCACACUGAGGUGGCUAAGGAUAGUUCCAGGGAUAAAGAAUUGGAAUUUUGCUCCUUUACAAACAAAUGGUAUUUUGUUAAUAACUAAUUUGACAUCAAAAAAUAGCAGUGAGGCUGAUUUUUUUUUUCUGGUAGUUUUGGACUCAUUUUUAAAAGUCAAUUUUAUUUUCAUAGCUCAGCUGUUCGUAGCUUUUCUAAUCCCUCAAACUAUUUAAUUCCUUAGAAACAUUAGUAGUUUAGGUUUCUGUUAAUAUUGUAAAUGAUAGUUUCCUCAGCCUUUCAUCCAAGUACAUUAUUUGCUAAUGUUGCCAAUUGUUCUGGCAGGAAAGUGUGUGUGCGUGUGCGUGUGCUUGUGCGUGUGUGCACACGCAAAGGAGUACUUUAACCUUGCUAGUAGUUUGUGCCCUCUUUUAGUUGAAUGUUUUCUUGGUUAGAAAUUCACUAUUAACAUUAAAAAGGUGCUUUAAAAUAAAAUGUCUAUAAAAAUUGUGCAGUAAAAAUUUUUAUUUCUUUUUGACUAUUUGGGGUCCCUAACAUCCUAUUAAUGAAAAUAAAAUCGCAAAACAUGUUGAAAUUUUAAAAAUUAAUGUUAAAAAGGAAAUGCAUUGAUAGGUCCAAUAAUGAUUUUCACUCUUAGAUUUUUGAAGUCUUCUCCAAUUUAGCAAGGAUAAGCUUUUUCUAGGGGAAAAAAAAGGAACCUCCCCUGAUAAAGUCUAUCUGCACUAUUUUGUAAAGACCUCUGACAUGAUCCUUCUGGGCUCUACAUUUCCUGCUGCUUUGGCUUUAGAAACUGCAAGUUGACUUGAAUAGAGCACCUAGCUGUGGCUUGGUUUCGUAUGCGAGGAUAUGUGUGUGUGACUUUUCUGGUUCUUCUGGUAGUGGAUUUGUAAUCCAGAGUAAAUCACUUUUUGUUGAGGCCUUUGGUUUGGCUCAGUACAUUUUCUUUUAUCCUGAGCACGGACUUUUUUGGAAGCUGCACAAAGUGUAGAAGGCAUAGCACCUGCCACUGGGCAAGGAGUAGGGGAACUUACAUUAGUUUGAAUGAAUAAUGAUGGUAGAGAAAUGUAUUUUCUAAUGCAAGAGUCAGAUUUGCUUUUUAAGGAAAUGCCAAGAACUGUUUAAAUAUUUUGUGGUUAUAUUGCAAGCUUUGGUUUUUCUCAAGAUAAAGAAAUAGAGAAGGCCUUAAAAAUAAAGUUUCCUUAAGUUUCUUCAAGUAUUUUUAGGGUGAAGAAAUGCAGGAAAUGUAUAUAACCAGAGUCGUUUCUGUCUUGAGCUUCUCAGAACUUGAGACACAACAGCACUGGACUGACUGGGUUUUUAAUGUGAGCAGCUGUGUUGUUCGUUGUGAUGCGGGUUAACUGACUGUGGAGUUUGGAUCGCGUUUUUACAAAUGUGUAACUGCCAAGUUGUGUUUAGUGACUUCAGUGUAUGUACGGGUUUGAUUAACAGCAAAACUGAGUUCUGAAUUUCUUUUAACCUAAAGUGACAAUAUAUUGAUGAUAUAUUACUUUUGUAAAAUUUUGUGCUUGAAAAUGUUUAUAUUUAUUCCUCUUAUGGUAAUAAUCAUUUUGAGGUAAGAUUUUCCUCAUAUCCCUUUGCAUUUUUUUUUUAGUGAAUCCUCACCUGAGGAUAUUUUUCCAUUGAUUUUUUUAGAUAGAGUGGAAGGGAGGGAGGGGGAGAA